Molecule: messenger RNA, 3059 nt
Organism: Zea mays
Lineage: Eukaryota; Viridiplantae; Streptophyta; Magnoliopsida; Poales; Poaceae
Product: Beta-arabinofuranosyltransferase RAY1
Exons: 5
Coding region: 866-2971 (701 amino acids)
Molecular function (GO): glycosyltransferase activity
Source: RefSeq, a predicted model, not a curated record
AUGGCUACCACCGAUCCCAGAUAUCACUCGUGGAGACGAAGAAGCGUAUGUCGGUGAGGUACCGAUUGUUCGUCGUCUCCAAGUCUCGACUGCGCUCCAUCUCCUCUCUUCCCCAGCUCUGCCCCCUCCAUCGAUGCCGUUGUCGACGCCAAACCGAGCUUGCCUCACCACGUCGGACUGCGCUCCAUCUCCAUCUCCUCUUUUCCCCAGCCCCGGCCCCUCCGUCGAUGCCGUCGCUGGCGCCGCCGAAUCGAGCUUGCCUCGCUGGACUGCGCUCCAUCUCCUCUCUUCCCUAGCCCUGGCCCCUCCGUCAAUGCCGUCACCAGUGGCUACCCGAGCUUGCCUCACCGUCCCCGCUGUCGUCCCGCGAAUCCACGAACCACGUCUUCCACUAGCUCGAUUUGGCGCGAAGCAAUUGGAUAGCGAACGCACUGUGCAACACAAGCAACAGAGUGCGUGAGCAUCGUCCGUAAUUUUAGCGUAUUCUUUACAGUUCAUUGCUGGAGAAUAUAGCGGAAAUUUUUUUAUCACUACAUUUAGCAUAUAGUAGGAUAUACAACCUUAACCGCCGGGAAGGGCUGGAGCCUGGAACUGGAGGCCGUCGUGACCUCCUGGACGAGCGGACGGCCAGGAGGGAGGCGUCACGUGGGCUUCAUCGUCGGCGCUCGUGCCGCCGUGCAUUCAGGCGGGCCGCGGCGUCAGUGCCUCUUUAUCACACCGCUUUGCUUUCGAUUAACGUUUGCGGUUUUGUUUGCGUUUUACUCCCCACUCAGGACCUCAUUUCAAUGACGGGUAGGCCCCACCAACCAGCAAAACAAAACUACUCCAAUGCUUCCUCAGCUCGCCCGCCGUGGCGCGCCACCACAUGCUGCUCCCUCAGCACCACCACCACCGGGAGCCCCCGCGCCGCGGAGGGCGCCGGCCGCUCCGUGGCGGCGUCGCCGGCCUUGCCUCGUCUCUCGCGGGGUGCCUACUCCUCGGUCUCGUCGCGACCGCGGCGAUGCUCUGCCUCUCCUCCCCGCCCUCCCGCGCGCGCCAGCAUGGUGGCAGCCGCGGGAUCGUGCCCGCCGGCGGCAGUGGAGCGACACCGAGGGUCACGAUCUUCUCCGCGCCGCGGCCGCCGCCGGAGGGCUCGCCCGCGCGGCAGGAGCUGGCGGCGCGCUCCUGGCUGGCGCUCCCGUGGAACGUCAGCGUCGUGCUCCUAGGCGCCGGCCCCGAGUCCGUCGCGCUCGCCGCGCGGCUCGGGCACCGCGUCACCGCCGAUGCCGCCAUCGAUUUUGCGUUCACGGGGACACCGUUCUUCCACUCAAUGGUCGCGAGAGCACAGGCUGCCGCCGACACCGACGUUUGCGUCCUCGUCGACGCCGAGAUCGUCCUUCUUCCCGAAAUUGUCAACGCGUUGGAUCGUUUCAGCAAGGUUGAUGGCGACUGGUUCCUCGUUUCUCUGUCACGUAACGUCACCGAUCCCCGUUACCAGCUCGCUGACAGUGGAAGCCAUUGGGUACAAGCAGACGGCAAAGAAGUGAGCUUUACGGAGCUGCAGGAGAUUCCAGCUGAGUGGUCAUCAUCGGAGGGCUCUGACAGAGGGCUGAUUAUGGCGUGGAACAAUCCAAGCAGUGCUUUACACGCAGGAGUUCUGCCUUCUUUUCUGUAUGGAAGAGGAGCACAGAAUUGGUGGCUGGCUCACGAGGUUCUGUCCUCUGAGAUGAGGCUUUUCUUUGAUGCAAGCAGUCUGGUUCUUGGACUGUAUCCUGAGAGCAUUAGCGCCAUGCAGCAUGUCAUGGCCUCGAGUAAGAAUGGCAGGUUACCUUCUGUAUCCUGGGAGUACGGCGUCAAUCACCAUCUUGCUGCGGUUUAUGGCUCGUAUUGCUGUCGAUCACCAGCGAGACGCUUUCCUAUGCUGCAUAGAGUGGUAAAGCAAUCUGAAGAUUAUAUGCUCAGCAAAGUUGACACACUCGUAUCAUCAGAUUUCUUCAUCAGUAAACAAGGAAAUGCCCAUGGAGUAGAUAGCCUACGGAAGAAACAAAACGUUUCUCUAUCUGGAUAUCUACACGGUUGUUCUUCCGAGACCUCAGCGCCUGACCUUCCAUAUUCUUUGAGCAUGCUACUCGAUCUUGUCGCUGAUGAGAAUGGUUCCGUUGUCCUUGGCGUGGCUGGAAAAAGCUACAGGGACAUGCUCAUGAGUUGGGCAUGCCGCCUGCGUCGUCUUAGAGUUACCAAUUUCUUAGUAUGUGCCUUAGACCAUGAGACAUAUGAGUUCUCAAUCUUACAGGGGUUGCCAGUUUUCAGAGACCCAUUGUCACCAACAAAUGUCAGCUUUGACGACUGCCACUUUGGAACGAAGUGUUUUCAACAAGUGACAAAAGUGAAGUCGCGGAUUGUCCUUGAGAUACUAAGACUGGGAUACAAUGUGCUGCUGAGUGACGUUGAUGUUUAUUGGUUUGGCAAUCCGAUGCCACUCCUGUACUCUCUUGGUCUUGCUACAUUCGGAGCACAAUCUGAUGAAUACAAUGAGACAGGACCAAUAAACUUGCCACGCCGACUGAACUCAGGAUUCUACUUUGCUCGCUCAGACAACGCCACCAUCAUUGCAAUGGAGAUGAUAGUAAAACACGCAGCCAGUUCAGGCCUAUCUGAGCAGCCGAGUUUCUACGAUGUCUUGUGUGGGGAGAACGGAACAAACCGGAUCGGUGAAGACAGAUGCUUGGAGCCCAACACGAACCUGACCGUUGUGUUCUUGGAUCGGGACUUGUUCCCCAAUGGUGCCUACAAGGGUCUAUGGGAGAAGCGUGAUGUACGAGCAACCUGCAAAGAGCUUGGCUGUUUCAUCAUUCACAACAACUGGAUAAACAAGAGGAGAAAAAAGGUCCACCGGCAAAUGGUAUCUGGGCUGUGGGACUACGAUCCUACCUCUAGGCAGUGCUUGCAGGAAUGGAGUGCUCAGAAUGAUGGGGCAAUUCCAUUUGUUUGAGGACACUGACAGUUAGUAGACUGGUUAACUUACCUCAUCCCCUGUUAUUAAAUUCGAAUAUUAUGUGAGGGAUUGAUCAAUACUUUCA